CUCCUCUAUGAUUCCGUAGUAUUGGAUUCCAUAGAGACGGGCAAGCAUAUUUUUUGUUGUUGCCAGAUAGCUAACAAGCUAUACCUCAUAGAAUAAGCUAACCAAUCUAACACCCAAGAUAAGGAUCCAGAAGACUUCCUUGUGUGAUUGAGUGCCACAACACGAACAAACGAUGUCCUUUAGAGACUUACGAAAUUUCACAGAAAUGAUGCGGGCUCUGGGCUAUCCUCGCUUGAUAUCCAUGGAGAACUUCAGGACCCCCAACUUUACCCUGGUGGCAGAAAUUCUCAUUUGGCUUGUGAAAAGAUAUGAACCGCAAAUGGACAUACCGAGUGACGUGGACACGGAGACAGACAGGAUUUUCUUCAUAAAGGCAGUGGCCCAAUUUAUGGCAACAAAGGCUCACAUCAAGGUGAACACAAAGCGUCUGUACCAGGCUGAUGGCUACGCUGUGAAAGAGAUGUUGAAGAUCACCUCAGUGCUGUACAGUGCCAUGAAGACCAAGGAGAUGGCCUCAGGGGACAAAGUGGAGGAGGACAAUAGCAAAUUCAAGUUUGACUUGGGUUCCAAGAUUGCAGACCUGAAGGCAGCGAGACAGCUGGCCUCGGAGAUCACGUCUAAAGGAGCGUCGCUUUACGACCUGCUGGGGAAGGAGGUGGACCUGAGGGAGAUGAGAACUGCUGCCAUCUCCAGACCCUUGGAGAUCAAUGAGACAGAGAAGGCCCUCAGAGCAGCCAUCAAGGAAGUUUUGGAAAGCGUGGAUAAAACCAAAGACAUGCUGAACAACGUGUCCUCAGAUGAGACCAGCCUGGAAUCCAAAAUGGAGAAGAAGAAACAGGAGCUGGAGAGGAAUCAGAAGAGACUCCAGACUCUACAGAGUGUACGGCCAGCAUUCAUGGAUGAGUAUGAAAAGAUUGAGGAGGACCUGCAGAAGCAGUACGAGACCUACGUGGAGAAGUUCCGUAACCUGAGCUUCCUGGAGCAGCAGCUGGAGGAUUACCAUAGACUGGAGCAGGAUAGGUUUGAGGAGACUGAGAACACCCUUAGGAUGAUGCAGCACAAACUGAGGGAGGAGGAGAGGAGGCUGAUGAGGACUGGAGCCAAAGACGAGGACUCCGAUAUGGACAUCCCUGAGGACGAGGGUUCAGACAGUGAUAUGGAGGAUCGCAGACCCUCUAAACCCCGUCCCACCAGAAAUGGCCCUAUGACAGGGAGAGGCGGAGCGCGGCUCGUCGGCAACAUGCAGGGUGGAGACAGCGAGGAGACAGAGGACAGCGAAAUAGACGUGGACGAGGAUGAUGAUGACGAUGAGGAAGGUGAGGAGGAGAAUGAGGACCUGGAGGACGACAACGACAGUCUAGAUGUCCCGGCGCCCAAGCCAUCCCGUCCCUCCAGGGGACCCUUGAGGCCCCAGCUAUUAGAGGAGAGCGAUAACGACUUUUAAGCUGACACACACACACACAUCCACCCACACUGUAUUACAGCUCGUGAGCACUGAGGGCAAACAAAACACUUUAUUCCAUAUAACCUAAUAAUGUAAUCUUAUAAUAAACACUGUCCAAUCAA
Molecule: messenger RNA, 1566 nt
Organism: Oncorhynchus keta (chum salmon)
Lineage: Eukaryota; Metazoa; Chordata; Actinopteri; Salmoniformes; Salmonidae
Gene: ift38
Product: clusterin associated protein 1
Exons: 13
Coding region: 173-1444 (423 amino acids)
Biological process (GO): cilium assembly
Cellular component (GO): cilium; centrosome; intraciliary transport particle B
Source: RefSeq, a predicted model, not a curated record